AUGAAGACCUCUCACCUCAUCUGUGGAGCGAUCUUCACGGCUACCAUUACGGUGGUUGCCUUGCCAGCAGCAGAAGAAUACACUUCUCAGCAUGUCCUUGGUUGUUCUGGCGGGGAAGGCAUCCAGAGACUCAAAUUCACAGGCGGCGACAAACUUUACGACAUGUUCGUACCAGCAACCUCCACUUCCUAUACCAUUGCAGGUUCCACACCAGAUACAAAAUGUGUGGACAAUUCUGCUCUGGGAGGCCCAUGCGUGAGCUGUGAUGUGCACGUAGAUUACGUUCAGUUAAUGUCAGACGGCCAGUGUGAGAUCACAAUCACUAAGGACGACGGCAGCAGAAUUGAACACUAUGAUUUGUAUGGUACACAACGACUCGGCUUUGGUACUCCUGGCCGUCCUGUCAAGAUCAGUUGCGCUCCAUACGAAGAAAAACGCAGCUACAACCAUGUUGACGAGGCUGCUGACAAGGCUACUGAGUGCAUGAUCCCAGAUGAUUCGAACGUGACUUUCACUUCUGGUAGCUCGACUUAUCUCUUACCGGUGCCUCCGAACAAGAGCUCCCUAAAUUUGGGUGAUGGUGGCGCUUCGCCUUGCACGGGUCCUUUGGAAAUUGAACCCUCUCGGUGCUCGCUCUGCGACUUUGUCGCCGACAGUAUCCAAGUUACGGAGUCAGCCGGCAUCUGUGCUUUCCACCUCUCAAGCUACAACCACGCUCUUCGUGUCGACCACAAAUCUAGUCGUCUAGCACUGACUGCACCUGGCCGGGUCCUGAGCGUCCAGUGUGGUCUCUCCAAGGACGACUUCGUGCCACCUGCCUUGAGCUUCGCCGACCUCCUCGACUCGGACGAUUCUGCUCGUGAUCCAAAACCCCCUACGGGUGUCGAGACCAUUGACAGCGCAAGUCAUGGCCGAGCGAAGGUCACAGCACGAAUGCUGCCUACGGGCAUCCUCGAAUCAAGGGUUGUCGAUUCUGCAGAUACAACAUGGUAUAAUACUGCAAUCGCGACACAUGAUGGGAGCAUGUACUUCCUAGCAGCACCCAACGACUCACGGACUCGUUUUCUCGCGGACUUGACCUGUAUUCCACUCUCGAGUGGAGACGUCGGACCCGUGCCAUGCAAUACCAUCGGACUGGCGACCAGUGUGAACACGAAAAUCAAGACUGGACCAUGCGGCUUCGUUACAGAGGGCGGCAAUACAUAUGUCGCACCAUAUCUGGAACAGUCUACCAACGACAACUCGCAGAUGACUCCGAAGAUACCAUUUAGGAAUCCCAGCCAAAUUGUCAGUGUGCGCUGUGGAUAA
Lithohypha guttulata is the source of this 1308-nucleotide messenger RNA. RefSeq lists its product as uncharacterized. The record is from RefSeq and is a predicted model, not a curated record. NCBI's taxonomy places the organism in Eukaryota, Fungi, Ascomycota, Eurotiomycetes, Chaetothyriales, Trichomeriaceae. Bases 1 to 1308 code for a protein of 435 amino acids. The transcript has a single exon.